Molecule: messenger RNA, 1344 nt
Organism: Bradysia coprophila
Lineage: Eukaryota; Metazoa; Arthropoda; Insecta; Diptera; Sciaridae
Product: protein D3-like
Source: RefSeq, a predicted model, not a curated record
AUAUAGACAAUUCCGAAUUUUAAUCGCGAUGUAGUUUUCAGUUAUAAAUUCGUGAGUAAACUGGUCGGUCGGUCGUAUCAGUACAACUAAAUCGUUUACAUUGAACUUUCUUUUUAUCGCCAAUAUGCUGUCAGUACCAACGGUUAUUAUCUUAACCAUUUUCUUAACAAUGGCAUCUGCAUGCCAAAUGCUAGUUCCACCAGAACUACUUAAUGGCUGCACAUUCACGCCGUUGGUAAUAACUAAUCCAUUGAAUGGUUACACAGUCAAUCGGUUUAACUGCAACGAGGUAGUCAAUAAAGAUGUUUUCACCGAACAACCGUAUGUCUACUUCAGUAAUGCUGAUGAGAGCAAGAGCUAUACGAUUAUCAUGAUUGAUCCCGACUCACCCCUUCAUAGUUCAGGUCAAUUCUUUCUUCAUUGGGCCGUUACUAAUGUUCCGGGCUACAUUCUAAAACAAGGUCUUGGCUGCACUCUCGGCGAUAUAUCUAUGGAAUACAUUGGUCCAGCUCCGGCAGCAUUUUCCGGUCCUCAUCGUUACAUGAUUUUUGUAUACGUGCAAACGAAGAGCUAUAUUUCGGCACCAUUACCACCGUUUCGGACACGAUUUGUUUUAAUGGAUUGGUUAAAUUCGUUUGGCGGUGAAUCCAGUAUUCGUGGCCCAGUUGCGUCCGUUGGUUUUAUUAGCGAGUUUUGAGGAUUUUUUAAAAAUACGAGCGCAAAUGUUCACAGUGCGAACAUUACCAAUCAGAGAAAUAAUAACGGCAGUCGUUAUCAUUUCUCUUUUAUCAAUAGAAUCCAAGACAGUACAGCAACAUCGUGCGGACAGUGUGCAUUAUUUGAGCCCAGCGACUUUUAAAAAUCGAUAGAGGAGAAAUAAUUCUCUGCUUAAAAUUGUUUCUGUUAAUUAAAAUGUUCUUUGGCUGUAACACGGUUAUAGCCACUAUAGACUUAAGCAGUUGAUUUUUCUUUUUCUAUUCGUAAUAAUCUAAGUUCCCCUUAAACACAAUCCGUUUACAAGAGACUCAUCAUGAUCGACUCUAUAAUGACCGAGCUUCCAGCUAAAGUUUGACUGAAAUUCUUUUUUUUAUUUUUGAACAAUUUCCGAAAAUAGAAUAAAUCAAAGAGCAAUUCUGAUACGAACGUGACUCAUAUACCAUAUACAAAGUCAAUUUAUAUAAAUUACCUUUAUAAGAGACAUCUCACUUCCUUUUUUGUAUGGGCUCAAUGAAAUCAUUUCUGCAAAUUCGAAAUAAAAUUCUUAAAAUCAAAGUGAUAAUUUUCAGCGAUUAUGCUAAUGAGUUUUUUAACGAAGAAAAAUGCAAAUUUACGUUUUGGUUUAAA